GGAGAAUUGUUUUACGGGCGAGACGUCUAUUGGUCUAAACGUAUGUUGGCAACUUCGCUAACAUUAUUUUUGUUUUUAGUGAGAGAAAGACAUAUUAUUGAAUAUGAAUGUGGUAUUGGCAGUGAAGCAGUAUGUUGCCAAAAUGAUAGAGGAAAGUGGUCCAGGCAUGAAGGUACUCCUGAUGGACAAAGAAACGAUCAGCUUUGUAACCAUGGUGUAUGCCCAGUCUGAGAUCCUACAGAAGGAGGUCUAUCUCUUUGAGCGAUUAGACUCUGCCAACAGGGAGGUCAUGAAACAUCUACGAUGCAUAUGUUACAUCAGACCCAAGAGGGAGAACAUUGAAAUGCUGUGUAAUGAGUUGAGAAAUCCCAAAUAUGCUGUAUACUUCAUUUACUUCAGUAAUGUUGUCAGCAAAAGUGAUGUCAAAUUGCUCGCAGAAGCAGAUGAACAAGAAGUAGUUCGGGAAGUUCAGGAAUUCUAUGGAGACUAUAUAGCCAUCUGCCCCCAUGUAUUUUCAUUCAACAUUACUGGUACAGCAAGAGGCAUGCGAUGGGACCCCCCAGUCCUGAACCGUGUUUGUGCUGGACUGACCUCGGUGCUCCUCUCACUCAAGAAGUGCCCCAUGAUCAGGUAUCAGAACUCCUCAGAGAUGGCCAAGAGACUUGCAGAAACUGUCAGGCAAGUAAUAUCCAAGGAUGCUGGUUUGUUUGACUUCAAGAGAACAGAUGUUGCACCAGUCUUGCUCAUCUUAGAUCGAAGAGGAGAUGCAGUCACGCCGCUCCUCAACCAAUGGACGUACGAGGCCAUGGUUCAUGAGCUCCUAGGGAUAAGGAACAAACGCAUCGAUCUCUCCGAAGUACCAGGCGUGACCAAAGACUUACAGGAGGUAGUGCUUUCGGCAGAGCAGGAUGAAUUCUAUGCCAAUAAUCUGUAUAACAACUAUGGAGAGAUCUGUACCAGGAUCAAAGAACUCAUGGAAGAAUUCCAGAAGAAAUCUCAGAGUCAGAAGAAAAUUGAAUCCAUUGCCGACAUGAAGGCAUUUGUAGAGAAUUACCCUCAGUUCAAGAAGAUGUCCGGUACAGUGGCCAAGCAUGUGACGGUCGUCCAGGAGUUGUCCAGGCAGGUCAGAGCAUACAAUCUUCUAGAGGUGUCAGAGGUGGAGCAGGAGCUAGCAUGCCAGUCAGAUCACAACGAAGCUCUCAAGAGAAUCCGUACGUUACUAGGGAGUGACAAGGUCCGAGAUCUGGACGCAUGCCGGUUAGUCGCCCUCUACGGCCUGAGAUAUGAGCGUCACCAAAACAACAACACUGUUGGACUGAUGGAGAUGUUGAGGCGGAGAGGAGUCGGUGAUAAGCACAGAAUGCUUGUGAAGUCUAUCAUACAGUAUGGAGGAGAGAAAUCAAGAGGAACCGAUCUGUUUGGUCAAGACAAUCCUAUGUCAAGGACUAGAAGAUUCUUCAAGGGGCUCAAGGAUGUAGAGAAUAUCUACACACAGCACAGACCGCUGAUCUACGAGACGCUUGACCAGCUCUUCAAAGGCAAGCUGAAGGAGGGAGCCUACCCGUACCUAGGCAGCAGCCAACUCAGAGAUAGGCCCCAAGAUGUUGUAGCGUUCAUGAUUGGAGGGGUUACAUAUGAAGAGUGUCUUGCCAUCUACAACCUGAACAGGGCUACACCUGGUAUUAGAGUCAUCCUAGGGGGUACCACAGUACACAACUUUGAAAGUUUCUUGGAGGAAGUAUCAUCGACAGGCAUAGAGUCACCCUACUGAAGAGAAGCCUUGUUUCAAAGAACUGCAAGAUUCUCAAAGGACUCUCUUAGACAUUCUGCCAGUACAUAUUGAACUCUUAACACUUGCUUUGAAGUGAGCUGUAGAUCGCCACAUUCUCUAGAGUAUAAAUAGAGAUACUAUAUAUGUAUGACAAAAGGCAACUUUGGCAGUCCAUUGUUUGUUCCUUUCGUCAACGGAAGCCUGUAAAGAUUUAAGUGGUGAUGGUCGUGUGCAGUUCUUACAUUCCCCCAAGCUGCAAGAAGUACAGGUACCCUUGUAAUGCGUAAUACUGAUACUUUGGUGAGUACAUAAAUGCUAUCACGAACUGACUGAAAUAAGUCUCACUAGAUAAUUUUAUGAUUAUUCAUGCCUCUGCCACAAAGAAUUGCGUUUUAAUUGUGAUGUUUUAUGUGUUGUCCUUUUGCCCAUUCUUGUUGCAACACCUCAGUAAUGAACUGACAAGAAGACUUCAAAUUUAUUUAAGUGCUUUAGUUGUAAACUGCAAUGUAAUUGUAGAACUGUAUAUGUGUUUGUUGUAACAGUAAAUUAUAACAUGAGAAUUUGGACAGGAAGCAUUAGAGUUUUUGUCAGCAAAUUUAUUAAUAUUUUGUUGAUGUACCUAGGUAGGGAAUUUGGUUGUUUUCAAUGGGUCUUGUUUUGUUUUUCCAGACAAAUAAAUCAUUUAUUUAUAUAUCUAUAACUGCAGCUUAUCUAUAACAUUAUCAUAUGAAAUAUGUCACUUGGAUUCAUACCCAAGUCAAGGCCAGCAAGCUGUUCUUCACUAGAUAAACUCAUAUAUUUCCCUUCAAAAUUAUUGCUGUUGUAAAUUUCAAGUUGCAUGUAAUGUUACAUAAUCUGUGCGUUCAAAGACGCUAUCAACCCGAUAGCAAGUACUUUAGAAAAAAUCAACCUAAGGUAAUUUUAAUAGCCUUGUUCACACCUACUGAAAUGUGUGAACAUGACAAUGAUGUAUAAUGUGAUCUGAACAUGAUUACUAUAGGACAUACAUAAGGGUAUUGAAAUUGCUAUUGAGUUGAUUUUUCAAGAAUAGUUGCAAUCGUAUUCAUUAUAACAGGACGAGUUUGAGGGUCUUAGUAAUGGUAGAUAACUCAGGAUAAUAUAGAGUUGGCAGUCUGGUUUGUUAUGGUAGACAUGUUAUUUAUUCAACUAUGACGGAUACCGGAUCUUGGAUAUUGCAUAUCAUACAUGCCAAAGAUUAUAACAUUGAUCAAGUCUAGGACUAUUAAUAUGAUGAAUUUACUAUUGCACUUUUGUAUAAUUGCAUAUCACGUAUGUCUCUAUGUGCAUUCAAAGUACACUGAAAAAUGCUUAUAAAAAUCUUUCUCUUUUUGGAUUUGGCAAUCAAAUAAUUCAGUCACAAGAUAAAGCAGUUAGAAUAUGAUGUACUUACUAUUUCACAUUCAUUAAAUUCAGUAAAUAGUAUUUAGGUGUCGGUGAUAGUGGACAUAAUUCCAUUUUCGGUGAAUAAUAUGUAAUUAUUGAA
Molecule: messenger RNA, 3275 nt
Organism: Strongylocentrotus purpuratus (purple sea urchin)
Lineage: Eukaryota; Metazoa; Echinodermata; Echinoidea; Camarodonta; Strongylocentrotidae
Gene: vps45
Product: vacuolar protein sorting-associated protein 45
Exons: 15
Coding region: 104-1771 (555 amino acids)
Biological process (GO): intracellular protein transport; vesicle-mediated transport
Cellular component (GO): Golgi membrane
Source: RefSeq, a predicted model, not a curated record